Molecule: messenger RNA, 637 nt
Organism: Trachymyrmex cornetzi
Lineage: Eukaryota; Metazoa; Arthropoda; Insecta; Hymenoptera; Formicidae
Product: dehydrogenase/reductase SDR family member 7
Exons: 3
Coding region: 106-570 (154 amino acids)
Source: RefSeq, a predicted model, not a curated record
UCACCAAGGAUGUGUUUCUAUGUUUAGUUAGACAUACUCGUCAACAAUGCUGGCCGUAGUCAAAGAGCAAAAUGGGAAAACAUCGAGAUAGCGGUUGAUAAAGAAAUGUUCGACUUGAAUGUAUUCUCCAUCUUGUCUUUGAGCAGAUUAGCAGUGAAACACUUUUUAAAAGUAGGCGAAGGUCAAAUCGUCAAUACCUCGAGUUUAGCAGGAAUUGUACCCGCGCCGAUGUCGGCGACCUAUUGCGGCACUAAACAUGCCUUACAUGGUUAUUUCAGGCCAUUCUUCUUGGAACAUCCUGAUAAUAAUAUCAGCAUGACAAUGGUUUGCCCAGGUCCGGUGCAGACCGAAUUUCUAGCCAAGAGUUUCACGGAGAAAUCUGGCGAGAAUUACGGUGUAACAACGGACACAUCUAAAAACAAAGUCAGCGUGGAACGUUGUGCAAUUUUAAUGGGCGUCGCGAUUGCAAAUAAACUGGACGAAGUAUGGAUUGCCAUGGCGUCUCCGUUACGACUCGUAUACAUGAUUUAUUGUUUUCCGAAUUUUGCAAAAUGGUAUGUGUCUACAUAAUUCUAUCACAUGUACAUUAAUACCAGUUUUCUAUCAUGUAGAUUAAUUUUAAUCUCGAUUUAACUUA